Messenger RNA from Macrobrachium nipponense, 768 nucleotides. RefSeq lists its product as uncharacterized. Bases 1 to 768 code for a protein of 255 amino acids. NCBI's taxonomy places the organism in Eukaryota, Metazoa, Arthropoda, Malacostraca, Decapoda, Palaemonidae. The transcript has 2 exons. The record is from RefSeq and is a predicted model, not a curated record.
AUGGCGCCCGCCAUGAUGACUCCCCCUCGAGAAGCGACGAGGGACAACUGCACUUCUAACAAAGUCCAUGCCAUGGACGGAAUUGGGACAAUUAAACCCCGCGAAUUAAGCAUAGAGAUUAUACUACGCUAUAAGAAAGAACGUCGGGAUGUUGAUGAAUGUGGCGCCCGCCAUGAUGAACUUGACAAAGCUACGAGGACAACUGGCACUUCUAAGAAAGUCCAUGGACGGAAUGUGACAAUUAAACCCCGCGAAUUAACUAACUCUUCGGUAACUGAAUCCAAGAGGGACAAUCAGGCUGACAGACAAGAAGAGGAGCCGAAGAAAAAGGAAAAAUCCGGUGAAGAACAAAAGCUCCAAGAGUUACCAAGCCCAGCUAAAGGAGGUGAAACUUUUCUAAAACGGGGGAAAACGCAAAAACCUCGUAAGAAAAAGAGCAAAGAAAAAGCCCAAAAAAAAACUGUGAGAAAGUUGAAAAAGAUUGUUCGGCGAAGGAUCGUCAAAAUCGAGGAACUAGAAAACACGAAGACAACUGGAGAUGACAAGGAGGGAAAGAGUAAGGAUUUGGAAGAAAUCCGAAGGAAAUGCACUGAUAAACAAUGUGUAAACGAAAAUGUUGGUGAGGAAUUGAAGGAAAAGAGGGAGGAAAUUAAAAACAUGAAGAAAAAGGUCCGUAAAUGUGAUAGACUUGAAAAACAGUGUGCAGAGAAGGAUCGUCAGAGAGAAGAGCGAGAAAGGAUAAUACAAGACCUCACAGAUGAAAGCUAA